GGCAAUAAAUUGUUGACAGUUAUGAUCUUGACUUGCGCUCUUUGCACAUUGCACCUCUGGCCAAGAUGGCAGCGUCGAUCGGUAGAAUUUGUCGAUCAGGCCUUUUAAAGCCUAACAAUGGGGGUUUAUUCAAUCAGGCCAGCCAAUUUUCAACCGUCAGGAAUUGGUCGAGAGGUCGUAAAGCGAUGACAACAUGCAUGGGCGUCGCUGUUGGUGGCCUUGGUGCACUACUCUACACAUUGGAGAACUCAGUGAAGGCAUUUGAACUCAUCGCUCACCCUCCCCAUUAUUCAUGGAGUUUUGACGGGCUCAUUGCCUCUCUCGAUCACGCCAGUAUGAGGCGUGGAUGGGAAGUCUACAAGAACGUGUGCUCUGCCUGUCACAGUCUCCAGUUCGUAGCCUAUCGUCAUCUCGUGGGUGUGACGCACACCGAGGCGGAGGCUAAGGCCCUCGCUGCAGAGGUAGAGGUUAAGGAUGGGCCCAAUGAAGCCGGCGAGUACUACAUGCGACCGGGUGAGCUCACGGACUACGUCCCCAGGCCCUAUCCCAAUGAGGAGGCUGCGCGUGCUGCCAAUAAUGGCGCAUAUCCCCCAGAUCUCUCGUACAUGGUCAAUGCAAGACAUAAUGGAGAGAAUUACGUCUUCUCUUUGUUGACUGGGUACUGCGAUCCUCCGGCUGGUAUCCCACUUAGGGAGGGCCAGUACUUCAAUCCAUACUUCCCAGGAGGUGCCAUUGGUAUGGGACAGGUUAUUUAUGAUGAAGUCUUGGAGUAUGAAGAUGGAACACCAGCCACUGCGUCUCAAGUUGCUAAAGAUGUAGUUACGUUCCUCAUGUGGUCAGCGAACCACGAGUUUGAUGAGAGGAAGAGGCUAUUUAUUAAGUCCAUGUUCAUCUGUACCAUCCUGAUAAUCGGUUUGACCUACAUGAAGAAACACAAGUGGACAACCAUAAAGAGUACUAAAUUAGCAUUCAUCCCUAGGAAGAAGUAAAAGUCAAUGUCUCAACUUUUAUACACAAUCGUUCUUCAGUUGAUGCGAUUGAACAACAAUGGAAAAAAAAGAAAAAUAAAGCAAGAAGAAUUACCAAAACUCAUGAAGCGUAGUUAUAUAAGUUGAAUAGAAUUUACCGAAUAAUCGGGACAUCGAUUGAUGCUGUCAGGAUAAGCAUCGCAAGUCGCGAGUUGAAUUUUGCACUUUCAAUUUGCUUGUGAUGGCACGCAGUGUGCAGCCAGCCAACGUCGAUUUAACAAAAAUAAAUCAAUUCGUUCAAUGUAAAUAUGAGAAAUAAAAAAAACUCCCACGUUA
Diachasmimorpha longicaudata is the source of this 1304-nucleotide messenger RNA. It is a transcript of the gene Cyt-c1, whose product is annotated as cytochrome c1, heme protein, mitochondrial-like. Lineage: Eukaryota; Metazoa; Arthropoda; Insecta; Hymenoptera; Braconidae. The transcript is spliced from 7 exons. Gene Ontology annotation, biological process: mitochondrial electron transport, ubiquinol to cytochrome c. The record is from RefSeq and is a predicted model, not a curated record. Gene Ontology annotation, molecular function: heme binding; electron transfer activity. The coding region runs from base 66 to 989 and encodes 307 amino acids.